CUCAGGGAGGAUUUGAUCAUUUACAUGCACAUACAUGCAUACACUGCGAUGGAUUCUCUAGUAGCUAAAUGCAGUCAUGUGAACAGCCCUAGGAUCAGCUCUGCAUUUACGUGUUGACACAUGAAUGAGGGGCUGUGGUUAUAUCCAUCAGCCAUCCCAACAAUAAUAAGCCUUUCAUGUGGGAUGUACUUUGGCCCAAAUGGUCUAAGGAAGAAUCUUCUUCCUUGUGUUUCCAAUCAGUCUUAGAAAUUUUAUGUGCUAGGUCGUUAUCCAAAGUCCUUGCGCUAAUUCUAAGAUAGUCCCAGCGUGGAAAGUGAGCGGAUUAUGAUCGUGGAUUUGCACAGAGGAAAACAUGAACACCUAUUAGUGCUGUAAGGAAACCGAGGGCUUUACAUUUGACUGAAUUUUCUCUCCCUUUGUUAGCUUUACUUGUUAGAUCCAGAAAAAUAUAUAUUUCUUUCUAACAGAAUCCUCUUUGUUAGUGCUUCUUGUGCUCAGUGACAGCCUGUCUCUUAAAAAGGUUGGCUAAAUGUCUAUUUUGCAAGUCUCAUUAAUCUAAAAUUUCCCUAACAGCUGAAGAAGACCCUCUAAUGUGAUUUUCAACUUGGCGCUUGUGAUCAAGGACAGACGCACUGUCCAUGCUGGCACAGUGGAUAAGCAGUGACUCUGCUGCUGAGAGAGGAAUGACAUUUGUCUCAUUGUAAUUCCUAGAGCUGCUUUGGGAACAAUUUAGGCUUGAUUAAAAAAAAGAAAAGAAAAGAAAAAACAAACAAACAAACAAAAAACCCAUAAAACAAAGUGGGUGCUCAGAGCCAAGUUGGCUUUUUUCCCUCAGCCUGCUCUUUUACACUUUCACUGCCUAGUGUGCAAACUGUUAUGGCCCUGGGGGCAAACUGAAAAAAAAGCGGACUUUAGCUGUUGUGGAUUAGUUUCUGCUGUAGAAAAGAGGACUGGACCAAGAGAGCAGGCCCACAGCAACACGCAUCAUGCAGUGGGAACACUAGAUUCCCUGUUUGAGCCGCUUCUGUGUGGCAAUUUUUUUUCUUUGCCUGCAGUCUCGUUGAUUUGGAUGGUUGAGCACAAGGGCCACUUUGAAGGAGACCACCGGUGGCUGUGGUUUGGCCAGAGCUGUGAGACUUCUUGCCAGCUAUUACUGAUUUAGUACCCUUGUCCACUGCAAGUGCUAGUGUAGCCUCUUCACUGUGGUCUCCAGCAUGGUGAGUGGAGGCUGGAGGCAUCACAGGAGUGGAACUGAACCAUUAAUUCCUGUGUAGCUGGUUAUUUUUCAGCCAUUUUUUUUGCACUGUCAAGGAUUGCAUUCCAAUUUUCUACAACUCUUCCUGUGUACUGAAAAACCCCCCACCUCAGUCAAGGUCCUUUUUUUAAAUAAACUGAAAGCCUGGAAAGAAGAUCGCUCCAGAGGAGGAUGAAGCUGAGGAAACAGGUGACGGUGUGUGGAGGGGCCAUAUUCUGUGUGGCUGUGUUCUCACUUUAUCUGAUGUUGGAUCGCGUCCAACAUGACCCUGCAAGGCGACAGAGUGGUGGGAACUUUCCACGGAGCCAAAUCUCAGUCCUGCAGAACAGGAUUGAGCAGCUGGAGCAGCUCCUGGAGGAAAACCAUCAAAUCAUCAGCCACAUAAAGGACUCUGUGAUGGAGCUCACAGACACAGGAGCUGUGUCUCCCAGCGGCCACCUGCCCUUCAGAAGUGCCAACGGUUCCUGGGUCCUACCCUUCGAUGGCCGUCCCACUUUCCUCGCUGUUAAGCCGCAGGAUUGUCAGUUUGCUGUAGACAACCGAGGUCAAGCAGACGUUCAGAUGCUGGAUGUAUAUUCCCUCCUCAAGUUUGACAACCCUGAUGGCGGUGUAUGGAAACAGGGCUUUGACAUCACUUAUGAGCCUAAUGAGUGGGACAACGAACCACUGCAAAUAUUUGUGGUCCCUCACUCACACAAUGAUCCAGGUUGGGUCAAGACUUUUGACAAGUAUUUCACAGACCAGACGCAGCAUAUUUUAAACAACAUGGUGGUGAAGCUGGCUGAGGAUCCUCGCAAGAAGUUCAUCUGGUCUGAGAUUUCCUUCUUCUCCAAGUGGUGGGAGACUGCAGACGUGCACAAACAGGAGGCCAUGCGCAAACUGAUCCUUGGAGGACAGCUAGAGAUUGUGACAGGAGGCUGGGUGAUGACUGAUGAAGCCAAUGUUCACUACUUUGCCAUGAUAGAUCAGCUCAUUGAAGGGCAUCAGUGGCUGGAGAGAAAUCUAGGUAUAACUCCUCGCAGUGGGUGGGCUGUAGAUCCGUUUGGUCACAGUGCUACUAUGGCCUAUCUACUAAAGAAGGCCAACCUAACCAGCAUGCUCAUCCAGAGGGUCCACUACUCCAUUAAAAAGCACUUUGCAUCCACCCGAAGUCUGGAGUUUAUGUGGAGGCAGGCCUGGGACACAGGGUCAAGCACAGACAUCUUUUGCCACAUGAUGCCCUUUUAUAGCUAUGAUGUGCCUCACACCUGUGGACCUGAUCCAAAGAUCUGCUGCCAGUUUGACUUCAAGAGGUUACCAGGUGGAAGGAUAAACUGUCCCUGGAAAGUGCCACCAAAAACUAUUGUGGAGGCCAAUGUAGCAGAGAGGGCACAGCUGCUCCUGGAUCAGUACCGUAAAAAGUCGAAACUCUACCGCAGUAAGGUGCUCCUCGUUCCUCUGGGGGAUGACUUCCGCUACGAUAAAGCCCUAGAAUGGGAUCAGCAGUAUAUCAACUACCAGAAACUGUUUGACUACAUGAAUUCUCACCCAGAGAUGCAUGUACAAGCACAAUUUGGGACUCUCACCGACUACUUCAACGCUGUAUACAAAACAAAUGGAGUGGCCCAGGGAGCCAGGCCUGCAGGCUACCCAGUGCUUAGUGGAGAUUUCUUUGCUUAUGCAGAUCGGGAAGACCACUACUGGACUGGUUAUUUCACCUCUCGACCCUUUUAUAAGAGUCUGGACCGCGUGAUAGAGUCCCAUCUCAGGGGGGCAGAAAUCCUCUACAGUCUGGCGGUUGCUAAUGCUAGGCAUGCAGGCAUGGAAGGGCGUUACCCGGUUUCUGAUUAUUCCCUGCUAGUCGAUGCAAGACGUGCGGUCGGCCUCUUCCAGCAUCACGAUGCCAUAACUGGCACCGCAAAAGAAAAUGUCGUCAUUGACUACGGCACCAAAUUACUGCGUUCACUUAUUGGUCUGAAGAGAGUAAUCAUCAAUGCUGCUCAUUUCUUGGUGAUGAAGAACAAAGAGUUUUAUCGCUUUUACCAGACGGAGCCUUUCCUGGAGACGGAUGACAGGCGCGCUACUCAAGACUCUCUGCCUCAGCGCACUUUAAUCGAGCUGGACCCUGCAGGACCAAGGUACUUGGUUAUGUUCAACCCUGUUGAGCGGGAGCGGCUGUGUGCGGUGACCGUGUUGGUCAACACGGUCAGGGUCCGGGUGCUUACUGAGGAUGGACAGACGCUCCCCGUACAGCUGAGUGCUCAGUGGAGCUCUGCUAGUCAGAUGAGUGCAGAGGUAUUUGAGGCAACAUUCAUGGUUCGUCUGCCACCUCUCAGUCUGGCUGUUUUCCAUGUGUAUGACUCUCCGGACUCACCUAUGACACUACGCUCGGACACCCUGCUCAGGCUGUCUGGUCGGGGUGUGGUCACCCGGGCUGUGGACCCGCUUCCUGUCCGCUCUCAGCAAGCUGACUCUCAGACCUUCUACAUCAGCAGUCAGUCUCUGACGCUAGGCUUCUCCGGAACCACUGGCCUGCUGGAGAGUAUCAAACGUAAGGACGAUCCUCAGGAAGUGAAGGUUCAGAUGCAGUUCAUGGUAUACGGCACUCGUCCCUCUAAAGACAAAAGUGGUGCUUACCUCUUUCUGCCGGAUGGAAAAGCAAAGCCUUACCACCAGAAAGAGCCACCUGUGGUGCGAGUUGUUGAGGGGCCUCUUUUCUCUGAGGUGGUGGCACACUACCAGCACUUUGAACAAACCAUCCGCAUCCACAACGUGCCAGGGGUGGAUGGUUUAUCGAUAGACAUCACCACCAUGGUGGACAUCAGAGAUCAGACCAACAAGGAGCUGGCCAUGCGACUGGUGACUGACAUCCAGAGCGGAGACGUCUUCUACGCAGACCUCAAUGGCUUCCAGAUGCAGCCUCGUCGACACUACCUGAAGCUGCCCUUGCAGGCCAACUUCUAUCCCAUGCCCAGCCAGGCGUACAUCCAGGACAGCCAUCACCGCCUCACGCUGCACACAGCUCAGGCUCUGGGUGUCAGCAGUCUGGAGAGUGGCCAGCUUGAAGUGAUUAUGGACCGACGACUGAUGCAGGAUGAUAACCGUGGGCUGGGUCAGGGCUUGAAAGACAACAAGAAGACAGCCAAUCGUUUCCGGCUGCUGCUGGAGAGGAGAUCUGCCGGUAACAAGAUGACUGACAGUGGGGCAGCCAGUUUCCCGUCAGUACUCAGUCACAUGACCAAUGCCAUGUUGAACCACGAUGUCUUGGCGCUGCCUGUUCUGCCCAAAAGACGCGGCAUCCCUCCUCUGCAAACCUUUGCCCCUCUCAAGUCCAUCCUUCCCUGCGACUUCCACCUGCUGAACCUGCGCAGCAUCCAGAACCAGCAGGACCCCCACUCUCCAUCUCCACACACAGCUUUGAUUCUUCACCGUCUCGCGCUGGACUGCAACAUUGAGGCUCAGAACCUCGGCUUCAACUGCACCACCACGCAGGGACAGCUGAAUGUAUCAGCUCUGUUCAAGAACCUGGACCUGCAGCUGCUUCAGCCCAUGUCUCUGACCCUGAUGCAUCCCGGCACGCCUCUGGCCAACAACUCCACCAUCACCUUGGAUCCCAUGGAGAUCUCUGCCUUCAAGCUCAAACUGCGCUAAGAACAGUGUGGACGAAAAGAAACCCUCCUAGACUCCUUAGACCAACGACCAGACCUACGCAGGGCGCAGGCUAGCAACAGAGGGGUCUGGGAUUCUCCGUUUUGUUAAGCAGAACCACAAACACUACAGCUCGGGGAGGCAGGGUCCACUGUAACAGGACUGCCUGCACAGCAGGGGGCAGGCGAUAGCCAUUACUGUGGACGGCUCAAAGAGCAGCAGAACCCGGGUGAAUUUCCAGCUGUUCCAAAACAACAAAGACUGCCAGAACCGCUCUUCAGAUCCAACCGGGCGUCUGUUUGUCUCUGCAAUCAAAAAAUGAAGGGUUCGAAUCAUUUCUUUUACUAUCUCUGCUCCAUCCUGCGCUGAACUACUGAAUGUAAAUAUCAAAAAUGACAAGAAGAGCCCGGGACAGGUGCCACAUCAGAGUGCAAUUUACAAAGCUUUAUUUAGUGAAUGGGUUUAAAUUUCUUUUUUUUUUUUUUUUUUUUAUGUAAG
This is a messenger RNA of Archocentrus centrarchus (flier cichlid), 5380 nucleotides long. It is a transcript of the gene man2a2, whose product is annotated as mannosidase, alpha, class 2A, member 2. Gene Ontology annotation, cellular component: Golgi membrane. Gene Ontology annotation, molecular function: carbohydrate binding; alpha-mannosidase activity. Gene Ontology annotation, biological process: protein deglycosylation; mannose metabolic process; N-glycan processing. The transcript is spliced from 22 exons. The coding region runs from base 1427 to 4885 and encodes 1152 amino acids. The record is from RefSeq and is a predicted model, not a curated record. Lineage: Eukaryota; Metazoa; Chordata; Actinopteri; Cichliformes; Cichlidae.